AUGAUGAUUACAGCGGAUCUAAUAUGGGAUGAGAAUCUUGAUAAUGAUUGUGAAGUGUCAAAAGACAUAUGGGAAGACGAUACAUUCAUAGAUAAGAGUUAUUUGAAAGUUGUAUUGCCUAGCUAUGAUGGGGUUGAUACUCCGAUAGUAUAUCAUUUUAAGUUGAAUGAUGAUUUGAAAAUAAAUUCAAUCAAGAUACCCACAAAUUCCAUCGGUAACCUUGGUAAGUUCGGUCGAUUGAAUACUUGUUCCUUAGAAGCUGUAUCAGGAGAACCACCUGUUCUUAAAGAGAUUAUUAUUAAGAUUGAUGAAAGAUUGUAUGACAAACUAGCACUUCUACCUAAAGCUAAUGAAAAAAAACAAUACUUUCAAAUUAAGUAUAAUCUGGUGAACAAGCAGUCUGUGAUACACGAAGGUAAUAUAUGGGGGCAUGUUUGUGAAGUAGUGGAGACUAAACCAUUUAGUCAAGGUGUUAUCGAUUUUAGUGUUACUGACAUUGUAUUAAUUAGGAGUAAAAUACUGUCAGUAGAAAAUAAACAUGAUAGAAGUUUAGUUAAUUUACAAGCAUUUCACGAUUUAUCAAGGAUACCUUUAAAGUGUCUUCAUUACCCUGUUGAACGCUCUCUUCUUCUUCCUGAACCUCCUUUUGAUGAUGAUGACUCUAUUUAUGUAUUUUUUCCUUUUGACUUGUUAUCAAAAUUGAAAAUAUCAAGCGGCUCGUUUGUACGUCUAUCAAACUCUAAAAAUUCUGUAUUAGUACGAGCCUUCCUUUUACAGUCCCCUAAUCAUUAUGCUGUUGAUGGCAUAUAUACAACACCAUUUGUGUUGGCCCAAUUUGAUGAAUUACCACUUGUUGAAGUUGAACCAGUAUAUAAUAAUGAAUUAGCCUUUCCCACAGCAUCAGAGGUAGUCAUCUCAAAAGUUGGAAAUGUAUUGCACACACAAAAGAGAUAUCAGGAGCUUAUUUUACAAAAGCUUAGAUAUUACUUUUUAACAGCAAGAAGAAUACUCAGUAAUGGUAGUUUAAUACCAAUCACUAUUGAUUCAUCAUUUGAUGAAAUAAUCUUAGAAGAUAUCGAUUUGGAUGUCAACACUAUAAAAUCAGAUGAUGAUUGUAUUGUUUGGUUUGUUGUAAGUAACAGAAAAUUUGAGAACAUUUCAAACUAUGAUCCGAAAGCUGAAUUUUUUGUUGAUCCGAAACAUACAAAAUUAAUUACGUCAGCGAUGGAGAAUAGAAGUUUAAGCUCAAACACUUUUAAUUCUGCUUUGAAAUACUAUGGUCUUCCAGGUGUAUUUCACUACCGUCCUGAUAUAUUUCCUGUUGUGAAUGAUAUUAAAAAUGUAAUCAAUACACAUGCGGAAGCUAAUAAAAAAGUACCUAAUCUGCCAAUGAUAUUAAACCUAUCUUCAAAUGUGCCAAAAGUGGGUAAAGCAAGUAUCCUAAGAAGCAUAGCUAUCGAUCUUUCAUAUCAGUUUGUUGAUAUUGAUACUUUAUCAGUAGUAUUUUCGUCAGGGUCAUCAGAUAUUGCUACAACUUUUUUGGGAUAUCUUAAAGGCAAACUCGAAAAUCUGCUACCCUUCACUGGAAAUACGAUUAUACUAAUCAAACAUAUUGAUCACAUAUUGAAAAAAGUUGAUCAAAAUCAGGAUAUACAACAAUCCAGACAAGUUAAAGCACUAGAAGGUGACCUAAUAUCUUUCAUUAAAUCUUACUCAAGGAUAUAUCCAGGUGUUGUAUUUGCGUUUACAUCAGCUAGUAUUGAUAACCUACCUGAGGGCUUCCGAUCAGAAAUUAAGUUCGAUUAUGUUGUUCAUCCGCCCAAUGAAAAACAGCGGCGAAGUAUAAUUGAUGAGCUUUUGUCAACAUCAGAUCUCUUUCAAAAGUAUGGUAACAGGAAAUUACGUAUUCAGUGUUCUAAUGAGAUAGAAAUUUCUACAUUAUCUUUGCAUUCGGCGGGGUUGUCGCCCUAUGAUAUACAAUAUAUUAUUAGUUUGGCUGUGGCAGAUUCGUUGAGAAAAUGUAACAACUAUCUGUUGUGGAGACAAAAUAAAAUAAAGGUGGAUAUGAUAUCUAUACAAAAUGCACUAGAAAAGGUGAGAAGUGAUUAUUCCGCUUCAAUUGGUGCACCAAGUAUACCGAAUGUAACCUGGGAUGAUGUUGGUGGGUUGAGUUCUGUCAAGGAUGCUAUAAUGGAAACGAUUGACUUACCAUUGAAACAUCCAGAAUUAUUUGGGUCAGGUCUGAAGAAACGAAGUGGUAUUUUAUUUUAUGGUCCACCAGGAACCGGUAAAACACUUCUUGCAAAAGCAAUUGCAACAAAUUUCUCGCUGAAUUUUUUUAGUGUGAAAGGUCCAGAGCUGUUAAAUAUGUACAUAGGUGAAUCUGAAGCAAAUGUGAGAAGAGUAUUCCAGAAGGCGAGAGAUGCCAAACCGUGUGUAAUAUUCUUUGAUGAAGUUGACUCUGUUGCACCAAAAAGGGGAAACCAAGGAGAUUCCGGGGGUGUUAUGGAUAGAAUAGUCUCUCAACUAUUAGCAGAAUUGGACGGAAUGAGCUCUGACGGUGAUGGUGUUUUUAUUAUAGGUGCAACGAAUAGGCCUGAUUUAUUGGAUGAAGCACUUUUAAGGCCGGGUCGUUUUGAUAAACUAAUCUAUUUAGGUAUUGCAGAUACCAGAGAAAAGCAGGCUAAUAUAAUGAGGGCUUUGACAAGAAAAUUCAAAGUGAGCUCUGACAUUAACUUUGAUGAACUUGUGUCUGAUUUUCCAUUUAGUUAUACAGGUGCCGACUUUUAUGCUCUUUGCUCAGAUGCAAUGUUGAAGGCCAUGACUAGAAUAUCGAAGGAAAUUGAUGAGAAAGUUGACAAAUAUAAUCAAGACAAUGGUACUAGUAUAUCAAUACGAUACUGGUUUGACCAUGUAUGCUCUGAUGAAGAUACUGAUGUUAUAGUUAAGAAGGAAGAUUUUUUAAAUGCUAAUAAAGAGCUGAUACCAAGUGUUUCCCAGCAAGAGUUGGAACAUUAUAAACAAAUCAGGGCUAAUUUUGAGGAUAGUAAGUAG
This is a messenger RNA of Nakaseomyces glabratus, 3054 nucleotides long. RefSeq names its product AAA family ATPase peroxin 6 (gene PEX6). Lineage: Eukaryota; Fungi; Ascomycota; Saccharomycetes; Saccharomycetales; Saccharomycetaceae. Gene Ontology annotation, cellular component: cytosol; peroxisomal membrane. Gene Ontology annotation, biological process: protein import into peroxisome matrix. Gene Ontology annotation, molecular function: ATP binding; ATP hydrolysis activity. The record is from RefSeq and is a predicted model, not a curated record.